AUGCGGCACGAGUGGCCGUCUCAUCGUGAAUGGGGGCCCAUCGACUUAUUUUCUGUGGACAUAAACCUAGCGCCUCGCCCUCAUAAUGAUGUACAUGACAGAAAUCAUUCGGGCUCUUCGCAUCAAUUCCACAUCUCGUUCAACGCUGAAUACGACACUGAGGGCGGCACAACGAAAGGCAACUCCUACCUCCUUGGACGACAUUGGUUACGACGAGUUGAUAUCGAUCAUCAAGAGUUUGGAAUAGAAGCAGCACCCCAUAAUUCCUCUGUAUUAGAUAAGGGAGGAGCUACAUCAACUGCGGAUCUCACUAUGGCUAUGAAAUGGUUGAAGCAUUGUCUCAAAAGCCAUCUGACAUGUGAACCAGACAAUCGCCCACUCGUUCCUCCUCCCUCCAGGUUAGUUCAUUUAGCCAUGAGAGGAGAUCAAAUCACAAGUCGUUUGAUUGAGCGCGAUGAGUUCCCCCGGGGCUGCCAAUAUAUUACCUUGUCCCACUGCUGGGGAUCAGGCCCUAUGCACUCACUUCGAAGUGAUCGAUUAGACGGAUUCAAGACCAAGAUUCCUGUCUCUCAAUUGCCCCUAACUUUUCAAAACGCUUUCGAUGUUACGUUGCGACUAGGAUAUGAGUAUAUAUGGAUAGAUUCUCUUUGCAUUCUGCAGGAUGCCUUGGAGGAAUGGGCCGAAGAAGCAUCGAAAAUGGCAGAUAUCUAUGAAUUUAGUGUUUGCAACAUCGCAGCUACUGCUUUCAAAUCUUCCAGCUCCGGUUUUUUCAUACCUAAGCCCGCCGAUAUAGACAAGCCACUUGUUGUUUCGGUUGAUCUAAAGCUGCAACCUGGCUUGGAGAUGGUCGGAAAGUUCAAGUUCAUCGAGACUUACUACUGGGUUUCCCGAGUAGACAAAGCACCAUUGAAUAAAAGGGCUUGGGUUCUGCAGGAACGCUUCUUCUCACCACGUAUCCUACACUUCGGCAAAGACCAGCUUCUAUGGGAAUGCGACUGCAGCAGGGCCUGUGAGUUGAUGCCUAAGGGAUUAUUUUCCACCGUGCGAAACUCUGCUCACAGAGGACACACCACAAGUCGAGCGCUCGCUGCUAAGUCCCGCCAGUCUGUCAAGAGAACCUGGUACAACCUCGUGUGGGAGUAUACGGUGACAGACUUGACGUAUCCCAGCGACAAGUUGAUCGGCAUUGCAGGCAUCACUAAGAGAUUCGAAACGAUACUGGAGGAUGUCAGCAUUGCUGGUUUGUGGUCGGAAUCCUUUCCAGGAGACCUGCUAUGGUGCCGGGAGUGGCGGGAUCGCGAACGGUUGCCGCGUGCUAAUGAUGGCAGAGCCCCAACAUGGUAUGUCAUCAAACUGCACCCAGACCGAGCAGGUUCACUAAAAAGCUGA
Aaosphaeria arxii CBS 175.79 is the source of this 1389-nucleotide messenger RNA. Its product is annotated as HET-domain-containing protein. NCBI's taxonomy places the organism in Eukaryota, Fungi, Ascomycota, Dothideomycetes, Pleosporales. The record is from RefSeq and is a predicted model, not a curated record. The transcript has 2 exons. The coding region runs from base 1 to 1389 and encodes 462 amino acids.